Molecule: messenger RNA, 2428 nt
Organism: Notechis scutatus (mainland tiger snake)
Lineage: Eukaryota; Metazoa; Chordata; Lepidosauria; Squamata; Elapidae
Gene: PPP1R15A
Product: protein phosphatase 1 regulatory subunit 15A
Biological process (GO): response to endoplasmic reticulum stress
Cellular component (GO): endoplasmic reticulum; protein phosphatase type 1 complex
Molecular function (GO): protein phosphatase regulator activity
Source: RefSeq, a predicted model, not a curated record
GAAUGAGUCUAUAUAAAGUGCUUGCGGGUUUCGCUUUCCUCUGAAACAUUCUAUUCUAAUCUGCACAGAAAAAGCAAAGGUCAUUCUCGAUAGGGCGAAAUGGUUCGUACAGAGAAGAGCUGCUGUUCUGCAAAGCCUACCAUGCGGCCGCUUGUUCGCGUUUAUCCUGCGGAUACAUGUUGGAGCGAGUUUGUUGCUGGCUAAAAAUCCAGAGAUUUAAAAUGCCUCCGUGUACUGUGGCCAGCCCGUUCACCUCACCCUUUAAACCCCCAAACAUUCUUGUCAAUAGUUGCUAUCCCUUUGGACCUGGAAUGGCGAAACUCCCACCUCCUGUACCAGUCAGCUCCACCCCUGCUGGCACAUUUCCAGUUCUUCGACAUAUGUUCAAGCUCAUUAUGGUCUGGUUGCGAAGAUUUUUAUACUUUUGGAAACCUUUCCUUACAAACCUGGUAAAGGCUGUGUUGAUGGGCAUUGCCAGAAGGGCAUUGCCCAUCUUAGAGAAGAUGAAAUACUUAAAGAAGGCCAGAGAACUUAAAAGAAAUGAAAACUAUACUGAGAAGAUGAUGGAGGAAGACAACUGUCAAGAACAUCAUUCUUUGAAGAGUUAUAUAAACUAUCUUUUGGAGGGAAGCUUGGUUAUAGAUGACUCUCUUGGGGAAGACAUUGAACAAGUUUUGAUUCAUUCAAGCAGCAUUACAGUGAAUAACAUACAUUUGGAAGAGGAAGGGAUUUCUGAGCUGUGUUUAAUAAGUCCUACGAUAGUAUUUGAUCUGAUAAAUAAUUGGCAAGCUUCUUCAGGAAAGGACAUAGAAUGUGUGACUAUAAAAAGUUCUGAGCAUGACUCCCCAAAGUUGUUGGAAGAUACUUACAAUCCUGAAAUCUUUGAAGAAGAGUUGGACCUCUCUGGGUGUUUGAAAAAUACUUCAAACUGCUUAAAUCCUAUUGGACAAUUAAAUUUUAAUAAGUGCCUUGAUCAAAUUUUGGAAACCACCAUAGUUCCCCAGGAACUGGAGAAGAACACUAAAUCUAACCAAGAUCCUCUGAUAUGUGGAAAACAAAACUUAAUAUGUUCACUUGGUUCUUCAACUGAUGAGGAACAGCCAGAAAUGAAGCAAAAGAAUGGAAAGAAUGAAGAUACAUUCAACAUGGAAUCUUCUACGGACCCCAAUAGCUUCCAAAGUUCCCUGGUACUUUCCUUAUUCUACAGUCCAGUAGAAGAUGAAGAAGAUGACAAUGAUGACAGUUCAGAAGACUGGUGGAGUGAGGAUGGGAUGGAAGAGAGUAGUAAGACCCAAACUUGCUCUGAUGGCAAUAAUUCAGGAGACAUAGAAAAUUAUCAGGAAGUAGAAGAGGAGGACUCUGUACAGCAGAUUGUUUUUGAGAAUCUCUGUGGAGUUCUAUCCAUGAACAGUGAUCCCUUCCACCCACGUUGCUUUUCCAAACCCGUUCAGGACCUCACAGACUUUGCUUCACUGAAGCCCAAGAACCAUCAAGAAACUAUUGUCUUUUCUCAUCGGACACAAACCAGUUCUAAACUUGAAGAAUCAUGUAAUCUACCAAAGCAGCCAUUGCCCAAAGAAGACCAAAAAGUUGAAAGAAAUCAAGAGACCUACCUAUGCUGCCAACCAAGUGCCAGGAAAAACACUUCUCUCCCUGAAGAAAUCGUUUCACAGCAGGAAAUCCAAGUGAAAAAGAAGGUCCAAUUUUCCCCAGUGGUCACUGUCCACCCACUAGUAGUCUGGGAUUACGCGUCUCGGGCUGCCCGUCGGGGCCCAUGGGAGGAAAUGGCUCGUGAUCGCUGCCGCUUUCACCGAAGAAUCACUCAAAUGGCAGCCAUCUUGGAGCCUUGCUUCACGGAGGAUCAUCGGGACAAAGUUUGGAAGAAGAUCCAUGGAGUUUCCAAAUCUGUUCUGGAAGAAGCCGCUGACAACAUUCCCCUUGGUUCCAGUUCCACCAGAAGAGAGGAAUUGGGAUUCCAGAGUUAGGAAUGAAAAGCCUCUUUCAGAAAAAAAUAACAACUGAUUGACACAUAGAAGUUGAGGAUUCUGGGGGAAUUCUGGUCUGGGUUUUCCAUCACUAAAAGAAGAACAUCAUUGCUUUUGCUCUUCUUCUGUUUGGUAUUUUAAAGUGUGGUGUGAAUUAGAACCUCAUUGUUCAUAUGUUUCAAGCAAUUUCAAACUGGUGACUGGUGAUAUAGUGUAGUAAGGUUGAGUCUGGGCUAAAACAUUAUGGAUGAGAUAAGAAUGUGGUUGACUAUAUGAAGGAGUAACAUGAAUAAAAAUAUCAAGGCAUUUGUUUUCUGAAUAAAUACAAUACUAGGUGGCUACUACUACUACCUCUUUUGAUUGGGAAAGUCAUGAAACUUCAAUAAUUUUGUUUAUACACUGACGUGCACAUUUAUUUAUUAAGAUUAAAGAAAAUAUACAUU